Salvia hispanica is the source of this 1272-nucleotide messenger RNA. RefSeq names its product clathrin light chain 2-like. Gene Ontology annotation, molecular function: clathrin heavy chain binding; structural molecule activity. Gene Ontology annotation, cellular component: clathrin coat of coated pit; plasma membrane; clathrin coat of trans-Golgi network vesicle. The record is from RefSeq and is a predicted model, not a curated record. Gene Ontology annotation, biological process: intracellular protein transport; clathrin-dependent endocytosis. Lineage: Eukaryota; Viridiplantae; Streptophyta; Magnoliopsida; Lamiales; Lamiaceae.
ACGCCAUAUUAUUUUCAGCUAGAAGCCUAAAAAAGAGAGAAGCAAUACGAAAAUCGGUGAGAGAAAAUUGAGAGAGAGAGAGAGAGAGAUGGCAUCCUUCGACGACGCGGCAGCUCCUCCAUUUGACUACGAAGGACACACCAGCUACACCGAUUCCUAUUCUGCCUUCUCCUCCGCCGACGCACCGCCCUACUCAGGCUCCGCCUUCUCGCCUGAAUACUCGGAAUCCGACCAAGUUCCAGUAGACCUGCCAAACUCCUCCGAUCCAUUCGGAUUCGACUCCAAUGCUGAGCCUUUCGACCACGACGCUUCGGUUCCGAUCUCGAACGGCAACGGCAGCUCGCCGUACGAUCUUGGCCAGGACUCCGAGGGCUUAUUCACCUCGGACGGACCGAUCCUGCCGCCUCCUAAUGAGAUGCAGGAAGAAGGAUUCGCCCUUCGCGAAUGGCGGAGGCUAAACACCAUUCGUCUGGAAGAGAAGGAAAAGAAGGAAAAGGAGAUGCGGAUCCAAAUUAUUAUAGAAGGUGAAGAGUUUAUAAAAGCUUUCUAUGAGAAGACAAAGCUUAAUGUGGAGACUAACAAGAACACUAACAGAGAAAAAGAGAAGUUAUCCCUAGCCAGUCAAGAAAAAUUCCACAAAGAGGCUGAUAAACACUACUGGAAAUCCAUAGCAGAGCUCGUCCCUAACGAAGUGGCCCACAUCGAGAAGAGAGGAAAGAAGAAGGACCAAGAUAAGAAGCCGUCCAUCACAGUCGUCCAAGGCCCCAAGCCCGGCAAACCAACUGACCUUUCAAGGAUGCGCGGGAUAUUGAUCAAGCUGAAACACAAUCCCCCACCACACAUGCUUCCACCCCCACCUGCUCCAGCUAAGGAUGCGAAAGAUAGCAAGGAUGGGAAAGGCAAGAAAGAUGUAAAGGAAACGAGCGAUAAACCAACUUCAGCUAAAGAAGCCGCGGAAGAGUCUGCGCCUAAUGGUGCUGCUGGUGCUCAGGCAUCGGAAGAACCUGCUGCUGCUCCAACCGAAGACCAGCCAAGUAGCUGAUUCUGCUGAGUAUUUGAGAGGAUGCUCUUUGGCACCGUGAAUCCAGAAAUUUGUAUUUUAUAUUAAAUUUGCAAUUUACUAAUCCUUAUGUUUCCCUUUCUUGAAAUUGACGAACCAAGAAAAUAUGACUGAACCACGCAGUACUGUGUUUUGAGCUUAUUACCAUAGAACAUUCUUGUUUUUGUAGUAUAAUUGUAUGAACAUAUUUUGUUGUUGUAAUCUUUGCUUAA